UCUCUCUCUCUCUCUCUCUCUCUCUCUCUCUCUCUCCUAUAACUAACUAAUUCAUGUGUACAUAAAAAGGUCUCAGCCGUGUGUCCAAACUGCCACAGAUAAACUCCAAUGGCUACUCCCAUUUCAUUGUUCGUCCUCCUGCUCCUCCUCUGUUCUUCCUCCAUUGUAGCACAAUCUGCUAAUUUCAGCUACAAUGGAUUCAACCAAUCAAAUCUCAAACUUGUAACCGCAAAUGUGCUCAAACCCAGUGGAGCACUCAGGCUCACAGAAAAUAUCCAAAAGGCCAUAGGCCACGCUUUCUACCCUGACCCCAUUCAUUUUCGCCUCAACACUUCUUCUUCAAAUCCCAACAAAACCAUUUCCUCAUUUAGUACUCACUUUGUCUUCCAAAUAGUCCCCUCCGGUUCGAGCCGCGGUGGCCACGGCCUCGCCUUCACCAUCUCUCCCGCGAUGGAAUUCCCCGGCGCAGAGGCAGGACACUAUCUCGGCAUCCUCAGCGAGGCCACUGACAAUAAUUCGUCAAACCAUCUUUUCGCGGUGGAAUUCGAUACAGUUAACGGGUUUAAUGAUACUUUUGAUAGGGAUGGAAACCAUAUAGGAGUCAACAUCAAUACCAUGUCGUCGGUUGAAAAAGAACUGGCUUUUUAUUACGACGGGGGCGACAAGGAGGAAAUGACGUUGGAGAGUGGAGAUCCGAUUCAAGCGUGGGUAGAUUAUGAUGGGUCGAAUUGGUUUUUGAACGUUACGAUAGCUCCUAUAUCGAAACUAGAGAAACCGAUUCAACCCCUCAUUUCAAUAGCCAUCGACUUGUCCCCUGUCCUCUUGGAGAAUAUGUACGUUGGAUUCUCCGCGGCCACUGGGAACAAAUCAAGCGCUCAUUACAUAUUGGGUUGGAGUUUUGGGUUGAACGGGGCCGCUCCUCCAUUGAAUCUUUCGAAACUCCCAGUCGUACCGGUAGAGAAAAAAAGUUCCAGAUUCAAACCCGAGAUCAAGGCGAUACUUGGCGCUUUAUCGGUUGUGGUUGUUAUUUUGGUGGCGGCUUUGUUGAUUGUCAUGGCAUACAGGAGGAGGCUGAAUUUCGAAAGCCUCGAAGAGUGGGAGUUGGACUGCCCUCACCGGUUCAAGUACAAGGAUCUUCACGUCGCGACGAAGGGAUUCAAAGAGAGCGAGUUGCUGGGAACCGGAGGGUUCGGGGCGGUCUACAAAGGCGCUUUGCCAACCACGGGAGAAGAAAUCGCGGUCAAGAAGAUCAUGUCGAAUAAUUCAGUACAAGGGAUGAGGGAAUUCGCAGCGGAAAUCGAGUGUCUGGGGAGGCUGAGGCACAAGAACUUGGUGAAUCUCCAAGGGUGGUGCAAGAGGAAAAAUGACUUGCUUUUGGUCUAUGACUACAUCCCAAAUGGCAGCCUUGAUUCUCUUCUUUACCACCCCAAAAAUGGGUUUGUUUUGAAUUGGGAGCAAAGAUUUCACAUAAUCAAAGGGAUUGCUGAAGGGCUAGUGUACUUGCAUGAGGAGUGGGCCCAAGUGGUGGUCCACAGAGAUGUCAAGUCCAGCAAUGUGUUGAUAGAUGGGGAGAUGAAUGGCAGGCUGGGGGAUUUUGGGCUGGCGAGAUUAUAUAACCAUGGGACAAUCUCACACACCACAAAUGUCGUGGGCACAAUCGGGUACAUCGCACCCGAAUUGGCCCAGACCGGAAAGGCCUCCACGAGCUCCGACGUGUUUGCCUAUGGGGUCUUGCUACUAGAAGUGGCUUGCGGGAGGGGCCCCAUCGUCGACGACCCGGAAAGAGGCCGGGUCAUACUAGUGGAUUGGGUCAUCGAGCGACUUCAAACGGGUGGGAUGGUUGACGUUGUUGAUCCGAAUCUGGGUCCCGGGUACGCGGUCGACGAGAUGGAAUUGGUUUUGGGCCUAGGGCUUCUUUGUUCCAACCCUAAAGCAGAAGCAAGGCCUAGCAUGAGGGAAAUCCUGAGGUAUUUGAAUGGAGAUGAUUUGCUUCCGGGGAUCGAUAAGUUGGAGUCGGCCAUUGGUGCACGACAAGUUCAAGAAACUAUGGCCAGAUUUUUUAUCUCGAGUGAUGGGGUGACGACGUCGUCUUCAAUAGGGCAAAUAUCAUCUAGUUCAUUCAAAGCUGGCAGAUAGGGAGCUUUUAUUAUAAUAUGUUGACGUUUUGUAUUAGGAAUUGAUAGGGAUUGUAUACUGUAUACUUAUUCAUAUAUUCUUUGUAGUUUAAUUCUGAAAGGGAGUUGAUUUUUGCACUUCCUUUUUAUCCAAAAUGCACUAUUUUAUUACCCUUUUCAUGUGUGAUGGAGAAAAUGUAUGAAGGGUAGUUUUGUAAUUCUACAAGAAUGAAGAUAAAAAGUGGAGUGCACUUGGACAAAAAGGGGAGU
Rhododendron vialii is the source of this 2384-nucleotide messenger RNA. RefSeq names its product probable L-type lectin-domain containing receptor kinase VI.1. Gene Ontology annotation, molecular function: ATP binding; protein kinase activity; carbohydrate binding. The record is from RefSeq and is a predicted model, not a curated record. The transcript has a single exon. Gene Ontology annotation, cellular component: plasma membrane. Lineage: Eukaryota; Viridiplantae; Streptophyta; Magnoliopsida; Ericales; Ericaceae. Bases 109 to 2136 code for a protein of 675 amino acids. Gene Ontology annotation, biological process: protein phosphorylation.